CCAAGUUUCUCUCUCUUGCCUACGCUUUUCUUUCUGGCGUAGAUAUCUAGAGAGAGAAACGAAGAACAGAGAACUGCGUAAGGUUGGUGGCUCUGGAGAUUUUCUGAGAUUCAUCUUCGCUUCACUCGCGCAAUUUCUCUCCACUCUCUCGGUAGCGAAUCCGCGCUUUUGUUAUGCUUGCUAUGGCUGUUACAGCAACUGCUGCGCCUACAAUUCGAUAUGCACCUGAAGAUCCGACUCUUCCCAAGCCAUGGAAAGGUCUUGUUGAUGGUAGAACUGGGUAUUUGUACUUCUGGAAUCCCGAGACCAAUGUUACCCAGUAUGAGAGACCAAGUUGCUCGGCUCCUCCACCCAAGCCUUCUACUGUCUCGGUAAGCUCUUCUGUUCAGAUUCAACUAUCUUCUUCUGGACAAAACCGUGGUUACAGUCCUGGCAACGAGGAUGAUAAAUACAGUAGGGGAAGUGAUGGUGGGUCCAAGAUUGAUUCUCUAUCAAGGUUUACUGAGAGACCGCCAUACUCUCAAGAAACCUCAAGUGGACUAGGAAAUUCUGCAGGUGGAUCAUCAGCCAGAGGACCUCCAUCAGCUGCAGCGGCAGGAGGUGGGCUGUCUCCAGAGGCUUAUCGUCGAUGUCAUGAAAUAACCGUUACUGGAGAUCGAGUACCACCGCCUUUAAUGUCUUUUGAAGACGCUGGUUUUCCUCCAGAGCUUCUGCGGGAGGUAUACAAUGCAGGGUUCUCUGCUCCAACUCCAAUUCAAGCUCAGUCAUGGCCAAUUGCGUUGCAAAGUAGAGACAUAGUAGCCAUUGCUAAAACAGGCUCUGGAAAAACAUUGGGUUACUUGAUUCCAGGGUUUAUGCAUCUCAGACGCGUCCACAAUGAUUCACGAAUGGGUCCGACAGUUCUGGUGCUGUCACCAACAAGGGAGCUGGCUACACAGAUUCAAGAUGAAGCUGUAAAGUUUGGAAAGUCAUCGAGAAUUUCUUGUGCGUGUUUGUAUGGUGGAGCACCCAAGGGUCCUCAACUGAGAGAAAUAGAAAGAGGAGUAGAUGUUGUGGUUGCAACACCUGGACGAUUGAACGAUAUCCUCGAAAUGAGGAGAAUCAGCCUGCAUCAGGUCUCUUAUCUUGUGCUGGAUGAGGCAGAUAGAAUGUUAGACAUGGGAUUUGAGCCUCAGAUAAGGAAGAUAGUGAAUGAGGUUCCCACUAAACGCCAGACACUCAUGUACACAGCUACUUGGCCAAAGGAGGUGAGGAAAAUUGCAGCUGACCUCCUCGUCAACCCUGUCCAGGUCAACAUUGGCAACGUUGAUGAACUUGUGGCGAACAAGUCCAUUACACAGCAUGUUGAAGUCGUGGCACCAAUGGAAAAACAUAGAAGGCUAGAGCAGAUAUUGAGGUCUCAAGAGCCUGGUUCGAAGAUCAUAAUUUUCUGUUCAACCAAGAAGAUGUGUGAUCAACUAGCACGCAAUCUGACCCGCCAAUUUGGAGCUGCUGCUAUACAUGGGGACAAGUCCCAGAGUGAGAGGGACAGUGUUCUGAGUCAGUUCCGCACUGGUAGAGCUCCGGUGCUUGUGGCGACUGAUGUUGCUGCUCGUGGACUUGACAUUAAAGACAUCAGGGUGGUCAUCAAUUAUGAUUUUCCAACAGGAAUAGAAGAUUAUGUUCAUAGAAUCGGGAGGACUGGAAGGGCUGGAGCAACUGGUAUGGCGUUCACAUUCUUAGGGGAGCAAGAUGCAAAGCAUGCUUCAGAUCUGAUCAAGAUUCUAGAAGGAGCAAGCCAAAAAGUCCCUCCCCAGAUACGUGAAAUGGCUUCUCGCGGUGGUGGAAUGAACAAAUUCAGGCGUUGGGGCCCUGGGUCGGGAGGUCGGGAUGGAGGUCGUGGCAGGGGCCAUGGUGAUUUCGGCUACGGAGGCCGUGCUGAUUCUGGUUAUGGUGGCAGAGGUAGCUGGGGUUCACGUGACAGGAGCAGAAGCCCUCCAAUGAGAAGCAGCUCGGGAUGGGGAAGGGAUCGUGAAAGGAGCCGUAGCCCCGAGAGAUUUGGAAGAGGACCAUCAUCUUCCACCGCUCGUUCCCCACCCCGUAGCUUCCACGAGGCAAUGAUGACACGUGGCAGGCUCUCUCCCCCUCGUGAUUGAUGAAUGAUGAAUGAUUUCUUACCCCCCGAAGACAUUUUUGGUGCCCCCGGCCGAAAUCGAAACUGUGAUAUAUAUAUAUAUAUAUAUAUAUAUAUAUAUAUAUGCUUUCAACUGGACAACAAAGCCCAACUUCAGUUUUGGUUCUUUUUACCCCUGAAGGCCGAGGAGGGCGAAACCCAGAAAAAAAAAAGACGGGUAUUAUGUGAUAUUGAUGUGUGUAAGGGGGCAAAAGACCUUUGUUGGGUGUAAUGAUGUUAAAAUAUAACGGCGACAACAUGGUUUUGUUUA
Tarenaya hassleriana is the source of this 2423-nucleotide messenger RNA. RefSeq names its product DEAD-box ATP-dependent RNA helicase 14. The transcript has 9 exons. Gene Ontology annotation, molecular function: RNA helicase activity; protein binding; RNA binding. NCBI's taxonomy places the organism in Eukaryota, Viridiplantae, Streptophyta, Magnoliopsida, Brassicales, Cleomaceae. Gene Ontology annotation, cellular component: ribonucleoprotein complex; cytoplasm; nucleus. The record is from RefSeq and is a predicted model, not a curated record. Bases 174 to 2135 code for a protein of 653 amino acids.